Ziziphus jujuba (common jujube) is the source of this 1130-nucleotide messenger RNA. RefSeq lists its product as uncharacterized. NCBI's taxonomy places the organism in Eukaryota, Viridiplantae, Streptophyta, Magnoliopsida, Rosales, Rhamnaceae. Gene Ontology annotation, cellular component: nucleus; cytoplasm. The transcript has 7 exons. The record is from RefSeq and is a predicted model, not a curated record. The coding region runs from base 85 to 792 and encodes 235 amino acids.
UCGUUUUCUCUCUGUACGCUGGCACUUCUUCUGACAAGGUUAUUAUUGCUGGCUCUUGCUCACCAGUGAACUGGCUGAGAAGACAUGGAAGGCAAUAGCUCCGGUGAACCGGCGGCCGACCAGCUUAUGACGACGACAAGCCGUCAUCAGUUUGGAGAUGAUCCAGACGAACCGGCCGUCGCCAUCUCGGUUAUCGAGAACAUGAAAGAAGAGUAUGGUCUAUUCGUGUGGCCCUGUAGCAUAGUCCUCGCCGAGUAUGUUUGGCAACAAAGGUUGCGUUUUUCUGGAGCUACUGUGGUUGAGCUUGGUGCUGGGACUUCCUUGCCUGGCUUGGUGGCGGCCAAAGUGGGUGCACAUGUCACUCUUACUGAUGAUGCCAAUAAACUGGAGGUUUUGGACAACAUGAGAAGAGUGUGUCACCUAAAUAAGCUUCACUGUAAUAUACUAGGACUGACGUGGGGAGUUUGGGAUGCAUCUAUAUUCACUUUAUGCCCAAGAAUAAUUCUUGGGGCUGAUGUAUUGUAUGACAAUGACGCCUUUGAUGAUCUGUUUGCCACGGUCACUUUCCUGCUUCAAAAUUCUCCUGGGUCAGUAUUUAUAACAACAUACCAUAAUCGAAGUGGGCAUCAUCAUAUUGAAUUCUUGAUGGUGAAAUGGGGAUUAAAGUGCGUGAAGCUUCUUGAUGGUUUGUCAUUCAUGCCACCGUGCAAGGUGUCUGGGCUAAGUGGCAACCUUCAACUGGCAGAGAUAUCUCUGAGUAAUGAAGUGGCUGAGCCAACCGUUUCACAUUAAUAUUUUGGCAUUUCUGGUGAUGCAGCCACUCAUACCAUAUGAAUAUCCAUGAUUAUUGUUUCUGCUACAAACUUCCUCCUCUCUAGGGAGCUGAUGAGUAAGUUUUCUGAAGUCCACAGACAUCUGCUGCUCAUAAUUGUGAAGCCAUUUGUUGUUAAACACAAAUGCCCGUUUCAGUAGUAUGUAGCUGUACUUUUGUCGUCAAUUGCAGAUAUGCAUUUUUUUUCUUUUUUUCUUUUUUAAACUUCAAGUUUGUUAUAGUUAAAUGCUUGAUGCUAAAUCUAACUUUGGCUAUUGUAUUUUUUGCUAAAGAAAGCAUAAACUAAUUUGUUUGUGGA